Molecule: messenger RNA, 1391 nt
Organism: Musa acuminata AAA Group (dessert banana)
Lineage: Eukaryota; Viridiplantae; Streptophyta; Magnoliopsida; Zingiberales; Musaceae
Exons: 2
Coding region: 451-1251 (266 amino acids)
Source: RefSeq, a predicted model, not a curated record
GCGUGGUGGAUCGGGUUGACCUCGUCGCCUUCUUGUCCGCUGAACGUUCUCGUGUCGCCAAGCAGCAAGUCAACGCUGACCGACAAGUUUGCUUGGGGGAGUAUUUUGCUGACUUCCUAACAUAAUCUUUCUCUGUAAUCUUGUUCUUGGAAGGACUCAUCGAGGAGGAAAGGAAACCGAAUUAAUGGGUUGAGAUCCUCCUUUUUCAUGAAGCGGAUCGGAAGAUCUCUCUUCUCAACUCUUACCAAGGAAUUAGGUGAAGACCUGUUCGUGCCGGAUUGAUGCUAUUCGUGCAGCAUCCAACCUUUGACCACGGCGGCAUCCCUCAUUUAGAUCGCCUCUGCUUACUCUUCCUCUCCUCCAUCAGCAAACCCUCAACAAGAAAGGAAGGCAACCCCUCGUUCAGGUGGGUGAUCGAGAGGAGCAAACUUGGAAGUGGAGGAAGACAGGAUGCUGAGGCAGGCGUCGAGUAGGAACCAUAGAGUGAACGGGGGGUUCAGGGAGAAGAACGCGCUCCAGAUCGGCGUUCUGGUCGCCGUCUGCCUCUGGCUGCUCUACCGGAUGAAGUGCUCUCACGACCAGAGGAAGGCAUAUGAGGACAGGUUCGGAGAUGAUGAGAGGGUCGCCAUGUUCGGCAGGGAGGGGCUCCUCCCUGACACGUUCGAGGUGGCUUCGCUGUCUGCGGAAGGCAGAACACAUGUGGUGAAGCAUGAGGAACUCGAGAAACAAGAACACGAGGAGCGAUCGCAUGAGGCUCAAGAACAGAGUUUUAAGGGCGACGACGCUUCCAGCGAGGUCGUCCAUGGCGGCCAUGAAGCAGAGCACGAAGAACGGGCGCAGGCGGCGCAAGAAAGAAGCUUCGAAGCCGAUGAUGCCUCCAGUGCUGUCGAUCAUGUCGUUCGAGUUAAAGAAUCCGUAUCUGGAAAUAUACUGUUCGAUCCAGCUGAAACAACUAAUUCCAGCCUUGUUCAUGAAGGAACUGUGCUGGAGAAGAGGCCUUCCUCAAGAACAGCACCUGGUGAAUCAGAUAAGCAAGAAGAAUUGGGGACGAGAUCGAGAGACUCGUCGAAGGAUGAAAUCAAUGUGCGGGACAAUCAUACUGCAAUAUCUGAAGACUGGAGAGAAGCAGAGAGAAACCAGUCGACGGUGGUGCAUCCAACCAUUGCUGUUGCUACAGCUGAGCCGGAAGUCCCAUGGCAAGAGGAGUCCGAUUCACCGGAGACGACGAACAACGUAGAGAGUAUCAAGUGACGAUGUGUGAUAGGCUUGUUGUAGUAGUAGUAGUAGUAGUAUGAGAUUAUAAUUUGAUCAUCCAUCACAUGCCUUGAGAUCUUCUGAUCCACAGUGCAGACUUCUGCAUAGAAAUCGACAUGCAAUUAUUUACCUGCUUA